Messenger RNA from Carya illinoinensis, 445 nucleotides. Its product is annotated as mitochondrial import receptor subunit TOM5 homolog. The coding region runs from base 128 to 292 and encodes 54 amino acids. The transcript has 2 exons. Gene Ontology annotation, cellular component: mitochondrion; mitochondrial outer membrane translocase complex. The record is from RefSeq and is a predicted model, not a curated record. Lineage: Eukaryota; Viridiplantae; Streptophyta; Magnoliopsida; Fagales; Juglandaceae.
CAAAGAGAAAUCCCUCUCUCUUUUCAUCUCGGGUUGUAAAGGCGUAAACCCUUGCGCGCUCUCUCUGUGUCUCUCUCUCGUCUAAAAUACUAAAACUCAGAACCCAAAAACCCUAACCCUAAAGUCAAUGACGGACUCUGUAGUUUCGGUUGAGAAGCUGAAAGCUUUCGUGCAUUCUCAGUACUAUGAUGAGGAGAAGUGGGCCCUCAACUCGAAAUUGCUGCGUGCUGUUGGGCUAUUUGCAGGAUCAAUUUUCUUGAUGCGAAACUAUGGUGAUCUUAUGGCAAUAUGAGGGUGGAUGUAGGGCUGAUACCAUACUCAUAUUUUCUGAUGAACUAAGUCGUUGUUGGUUCUUUCUUAGUAAUUAAUACUUUUGGACUGGAGAGUUGUUGUUUCUUCAAUGAAUUGAACAAUAAUAAGCUUUCCUGUUUUGCAGUUAUGCCGA